Molecule: messenger RNA, 1401 nt
Organism: Puntigrus tetrazona (Sumatra barb)
Lineage: Eukaryota; Metazoa; Chordata; Actinopteri; Cypriniformes; Cyprinidae
Gene: cd7al
Product: cd7 antigen-like
Exons: 4
Coding region: 97-792 (231 amino acids)
Biological process (GO): adaptive immune response
Cellular component (GO): membrane
Molecular function (GO): signaling receptor activity
Source: RefSeq, a predicted model, not a curated record
CUUGAUAUUUCCACACAGCAUGAUUUCAUUAUGCUCAGAGACGAUCUGGCUUUCUAAUCGGUCACUAUUGCAUUUUUUAAUUCUCUUUUUUCAAGAAUGUUAGGUUUUAUUUUCGCUCAUGUUCUCUUGUUUCUUAUCACACCUUCUAUAACUGCACAUGGGGGUAUUGUUUAUAUCCACAGAGUAAGAAAUUCAUCCAUUGACAUUUCCUGCGAAUCGGCAAAAAAAGAAGAAAAACCAUUUGCCUUUUCGCUGAAACGCAGGUUGCUGCAGUCCAGACGAGUGUUGUAUCUUUCUAAAGGAUUCGCACCGUUCAUCAAUAAAUCUGAGGAGAAGGACCGUAUAACUGUACGUGAUGAGCUGGACAACCACACAGUUCAUCUGACAAUCUCAACCCUGCAAGGACAGGACACGGACGUCUACCACUGUGAAUUCCACUAUGGAGAUCUUCCAUAUGAUCAGAAUGUUCCCGGCAAGAUGGAGUUCUUCAUCUAUGUUGAAGACUCCUCUCAUGAACCUUGUAACUGUUUGAGUUACCUGCCGUUGCUGUAUGUGAUCUCUGGAGCUGCAUGUCUGCUGGGUGUUCUGGUUUUCUCUCUCGCUACAGCCUAUUAUUGUAAAUGGCUCAACCGUAGAAAGCCACAGCCUGUAGUUCCUGUUUAUGAGGAGAUGGCUGGGGUGCUGCCCACCAAAGGAAAAGCCACAAGCUGUCACACUGAUAUUACAAAACUGGAUGAAGCAAACAGCUCUGUGGCCCAUUUGAUAAACAAAGAAAACUUUUACGUCAAUUAAUUUAACUGAAUGUGUUGAAUGAAAAGUGUCUCUACGAAGUGCUGAUCAUGAUGAUGCUCCAGCUCACCAACCAAAGGUCGUUUGUUAGCGUAACAUCUGUCUUUUCAUCUGUCAUCUGUAUACCUUCACGUUAAUGGUACUGAUGCUACAAAUACUGUCAGCAUUUCUGAUAUCUGAAUGCUCUUUUUGUCUGCGGCACAACGUAGCUCUGAUAAAACAUGUCGCGAUACAUUGGCAAACAGUGGUUUUCCCACUUUCUCAAAAAAGGGAUCGCGACUUCGCAAAAAUGCAUUGUUGAAGGAACUGUUUAUUUAAAUGUUGGAGAAGGACUGUCAAAGGAAAACAGAAAUCCAUUCGACAGACUUUUGUAUCAUUUGUCAAAUGUUGAAGCAUGCAAAGAAAUCAUACAAGACUUGAGUGACUGCACGGCUUUGCAUUUAAACAAGCAGACAUGACUUCCUGUCUCGUCACAAACUUGCUCGAUUUUUGGAUUGCAAAUCAGACAUUUCGAGACGAGCGAAAGCAAAGUGUUGCAUUCGAUGGCUUUAAAUAUGAAUGCUAUGUUUUUAUUCACUUUGUAACAAAUAAAUAUUUUCUCUCAUUUACAUA